UGCUGAGCUGAGCUGGGGCGCGGCCGCCUGUCUGCUCCAGCAGCACCAUGUCGCUCAUGGUCGUCAGCAUGGCGUGUGUUGGGUUCUUCUUGCUGCAGAGGGCCUGGCCACAUGUGGAUGGUCAGGACAAGCCCUUCCUCUCUGCCUGGCCCAGCGCUGUGGUGCCUCAAGGAGAACACGUGAGUCUUCAGUGUCACUCUCAUCUUGGGUUUACCAUCUUCAGUCUGUACAAGGAAGAUGGGGUGCCUACCCCUGAGCUCUACAACAGAAGAUUCUGGAAGGACAUCCUCCUGGGCCCUGUGACCCCGGCACACGCAGGGACCUACAGAUGUCGGGGUUCACACCUGAACUCCCCCACUGAGUGGUCGGCUCCCAGCAACCCCCUGGUGAUCACGGUCACAGGAGUCUACAGAAAACCUUCCCUCCUGGCCCACCCAGGUCCCCUGGUGAAAUCAGGAGAGACAGUCGUCCUGCAAUGUUGGUCAGAUAUGAGGUUUGAGCUUUUCCUUCUGCACAGAGAGGGGAUCACUGACGACCCCUUGCACCUCACUGGACAGCUCCAUGAUGGGGGUUCCCAGGCCAACUAUUUCGUGGGUCCCAUGAUGCCUGCCCUUGCAGGGACCUACAGAUGUUUUGGUUCUGUCGCUCACUCCCCCCAUGAGUGGUCGGCUCCCAGUGACCCUCUGGACAUCGUGAUCAUAGGUCAACACGGGAAACCUUCUCUGUCAGCCCAGCCAGGCCCCAUGGUUCAGGCAGGAGAGAACGUGACCUUGUCCUGCAGCUCCCAGAGCUCCUUUGACAUUUACCAUCUAUCCAGGGAUGGGGAAGCCCAUGGACUUAGGCUCCCUGCAGUGCCAAGCGUCAGUGGAACAUUCCAGGCCGACUUCCCUCUGGGCCCUGCCACCCACGGAGGAACCUACAGAUGCUUCGGUUCUUUCCGUAUCGCACCCUAUGAGUGGUCAGACCCGAGUGACCCACUGCCCAUUUCUGUCACAGGAAACUCUUCAAGUACUUGGUCUUCACCCACAGAACCAAGCUCCAACACUGGUAUCCCCAGACACUUGCAUGUUCUGAUUGUGUCCUCAGUGGUCAUCAUCCCCUUCACCAUCCUCCUCUUCUUUCUCCUUCAUCGCUGGUGCUCCAACAAAAAGAAUGCUGCUGUAAUGGACCAAGAGCCUGCGGGGGACAGAACAGUGAACAGGGAGGACUCUGAUGAACCAGAUCCUCAGGAGGUGACAUACGCACAGUUGGAUCACCGCGUUUUCACUCAGAGAAAAAUCGCUCGCCCUUCUCAGAGGCCCAAGAGACCCCCAACAGAUACCAGCGUGUACACGGAGCUUCCACCAGCUGAGCCCAUCAUUGUCUCCUGCCCAUGA
Molecule: messenger RNA, 1376 nt
Organism: Cercocebus atys (sooty mangabey)
Lineage: Eukaryota; Metazoa; Chordata; Mammalia; Primates; Cercopithecidae
Product: killer cell immunoglobulin-like receptor 3DL3
Source: RefSeq, a predicted model, not a curated record